CACCCUCAGCUCAGAAUUAGCUUCUUCAUUUCCUUUUAAAUUUCAAGAGCUAAUUCGUUCCCCUCUUCAAACUAUGGCUUCCAAAGCUACGGCCUCUCUCGCCUUUCUCCUCUCUCUCAAUCUCCUCCUCUCGCUCGUCACUGCCUGCAACGACUGCUACGCUCCGUCCCACCCCCACCCCACGCCUUCACCCGAGCAAGGAAAGAAAUGCCCCAAAAAUACUCUUAAACUCGGCGUCUGUGCCAAAUUGCUCGGUGGUCUUGUCAAUGUUUCCAUUGGCCACCCGCCGGUGACUCCGUGCUGCAGUCUGAUCAAUGGCCUCGCGGAUCUUGAAGCUGCUGUUUGCCUUUGCACUGCCAUUAAAGCCAAUGUUUUGGGCAACAACCUCAACAUACCCCUCUCCCUCAGCCUGCUCCUCAAUGCCUGCAACAAGAAUCUUCCAAACGGCUUCCAGUGCUAAUUUAGUAUCUUUGAUGGAAUAAUUAAAUAAUGUUUAAUUAAUAAUGUCUGUAGUUUUGUCUGUUCUGGAAUUGUAACGCUCAAUUCUAGCUUUUCUUGUUUGUUUGUGGGUUUCUUUUAGGUUCUUUACUUUUUCGGUUUAAGGUUCAACAAUAAGUUUGCCUUAUGGGUGAAUUUGAUUAGAGAUUGUAGUCUUACUUAUUAGAAAUGAAAGGUCUUUCAUUUCCUAUCUUA
This is a messenger RNA of Momordica charantia (bitter melon), 693 nucleotides long. The record is from RefSeq and is a predicted model, not a curated record. NCBI's taxonomy places the organism in Eukaryota, Viridiplantae, Streptophyta, Magnoliopsida, Cucurbitales, Cucurbitaceae.